GUCCGCCUCUGCCGUCGCUUGUGCAUUCUCGUGCAAAUUACAUCACCUCUAGCAAAUGAUGGUGAUCCUGCAUGCAGAGUGAAUACUGUCAUGUCAAACACUGCAGCCAGUCACAGCCAGUUACCCAUGGCAUGUCAUUGGAGUGGCAGCAAGCUGACAAAGUCUCAAGGUGAAAAGAAGAAGGGUGAAGUAUUGUCCUUGAAUAUGCGCGUUGAGGUGAUCCGGGAGAGCUCGAGGGGACUCUCACAGAGGGCACUUGCUCUCAAAUUCAACUGCAGCAAGACACAGAUACAGAACAUUCUGAAAAACAGGGAUCGACUUCUGCGGGAAUGGAAGGAGGGGGGUAGCCAGUUUGUGAAAAGAAAGGGGAAACAGAGGAAUGAAAAUGUGAACAAUUUUGUGUGGGAGUGGUUCAAGGAGGCACGUGCGAAAGGCUUGCCUCUUAGUGGUCCUAUUCUACAGGAGAAAGCUCGAGAAUUUGCUGCAUUCUUUAACGUCGAGAAGUUUAAUGGCAGCAAUGGAUGGUUGGACAGUUUUAAAAAGCGUCAUAAAAUUGUGUUCAGGGAGAUCCAUGAAGAUAGUGAAACUGAGGAAGCUCACUGGAGACUUCAUAUGGCAACUAUGUGUGAGGGCUAUGAGCUCAGGGAUGUGUUUAACAUGGAUGAGACUGGACUGUUCUUCAGGGCAGUGCCUGACAAAACUAUAGACCAAGAGACAGUAUGUCAUAGAGGAGAACUUGCAAGUGAAAGACUGACAUUGUCUUUUUGUAUCAAUGCUCUGGGAGAAAAAGAGCCCCUGGUUGUCAUUUACCCCAAAUGUUUUAAAGACAAUGAUGCUCCCCAUCUGGGUGUGGAGUGGUAUUCAGAUAGUAAUGCAUGGAUGACUCCAGACAUCUUUUGUAAGUGGAUCACUAAAUUUAAUGAGAAGAUGAUUCAGGAGAAUAGAAAGAUCCUCCUCUUCUUGGAUGAUGCCCCUUGUCAUCAUCCUUUGGAACUGUCAAACAUUAACUUAAUCUUCAUCCCUGUCAGUUCUACAAGUCGUUUACAGCCACUUGAGCAAGGCAUUAUCCAGACAUUCAAAAUGUUAUACAGACGGAGAAUGCUGAGGUCACUGGUUGCCAGAAUGAAUGGUACGACAACUGUUACGCAGCUUGCUCACCAGAUAACAGUUUCUGAUGCCAUUACAUGGGUGAAGUCUGCAUGGAUGGAAGUGAAGCCUUGUAUAGCCCAGCGAUUAUUUGCCACGUGUGGUGUGAAAAUUGAACAAGCGAAUGUGGCUCUUGAGGAUGACAGUGCCACAGAACUUGAUAGUAUAACAAUAGAAAUAUCAUCUCUGGGAGAAGCAGCGGGCAUUGAUGUAGAGUUGGAGUCAGAGGCAAACCAUGCUGUUUCAUGUUACAGUCCUGGAAGUGACUGGGAACAGCAGAUACUGGGGACUUCAUGGAGUGAUGAGCUUGGCGCAGGUGAUGAAGUAGACAAAUCAGAGGAACCAGCAGUAAUGGCUCUUCCCCUCAGCCAGGCUCUGAGCAGCAUUGCUGCUCUUAAGGCUCUUGCAAAUGAAUUAGGAAGUUAUGACAAAUUGAUGAAGGCAUUAGACGUGGCAGAAGAAGAGUUUGAAAACAUUAUAGUGAAAGAGCGCUGCCACUGUUAGAAAACUUGUUUGUACAUGAUUGAUUUUGAAUAAACAUAUAAGUAUGUUGUCCUUGUA
Messenger RNA from Zootermopsis nevadensis, 1707 nucleotides. NCBI's taxonomy places the organism in Eukaryota, Metazoa, Arthropoda, Insecta, Blattodea, Termopsidae. The record is from RefSeq and is a predicted model, not a curated record.